UUCCAACUCUCAAUUACAAACAUUUUUAUUCUCUUCUCUUCUCUACAUUUUCUCCCUAUAAGUUGUUUCUGAGUUAAGUAGAAAUCAUCUACGAAGAAAAUUAAAGCAAUGGAAUUCACCAGUUUAGUUGAUACUUCAUUGGAUCUGAAUUAUAGACCUCUUCGAGUUCCUGAUGAAGUACCGAAACAAGAAGUUGAGAGUAAUUUCAUUGGGCUUGGAAGAGAUCUCAAGCCAAUCAAGGAUGAGGCUGGUGAUUUAUUAGAGGAACUAAAUCGAGUUAGUGCUGAAAACAAGAAACUGACGGAGAUGCUAACAGUUAUGUGCCAGAAUUACAAUACACUGAGGAACCAGUUGACGGAGUAUAUGAGCAAGCAGAAUAGUGGUGGUGAUGAUGCUAGCGCUGGAUCAAAAAAGAGAAAAAGUGAAAGCACAUCCAGCCCUAACCAUAACAAUAAUGAAACUAUGAAAUCAGUUCAAGCACUACACUCAGAGAGCAGCUCAAGUGAUGAAGAUUCAUCUCCAAAGAAACCAAGAGAAGAACACAUCAAAACUAAUACUUCUAGAGUUUAUGUGAGAACUGAAGCAUCUGAUACUUCUCUUAUAGUGAAGGAUGGAUAUCAGUGGAGGAAAUAUGGUCAGAAAGUAACAAGAGACAACCCCUCUCCAAGAGCUUAUUUCAAGUGCUCUUAUGCUCCUACCUGCCCCGUCAAAAAGAAGGUGCAAAGAAGUGUAGAAGAUCAAUCGAUUCUAGUAGCAACAUAUGAAGGAGAACACAACCAUUCUAAAAUGGAUGCUGCAGGCCCCGUUACAACUUCCCCAUCUAGCCGUUUAAACGCAAAAGGUACUAUUGGGAAUACUACUUCAAUGCCAUGCUCCACGACUCUCAUCAACAACUCAGGACCAACCCUAACUCUUGAUCUGGCAGAACCAAAAGCAUUACAAAAUGACCAAAAGAAAGUGAAUAGUACUACAAGUACUAGUACCCCAAUUGGUCAUAAGCGCAAAUCACCUGGAAGUGAUCAUCAUCAAAAUAGACCAGAGUUUCAACAUUUCUUGAUAGAACAAAUGGCUUCUUCAUUGACCAAAGAUCCAAGUUUUCAAGCAGCCUUAGCUGCCGCCAUUUCGGGAAAAUUCUUACAAAAUAAUCAGACGGAUAAAUAAACCAAACUAUAUUAUAAAUGAGUUGUUCAAUGUUUUUCAAGUUGAUACAUUGAAAAGUUCCAGAGAAAGACAGCCACCCCGCAUCCACUAGGAUAUGUUGUAGUAAAAUGUAAAUACUGUUAUUGUAUUUUUAAGAAUAGUAGGUUGGACUUGGAAGUGCACGUGGAAUGGGAUAUUGAUGGAUGGGCUAAUUUUCCAUGGCAGCCUAAAUUGGUUAGGUCUCAAUUUGCGCUUGUUGAGUCUCGCAAAAUCGAGACUUUGGUGCCCUUAAUUGUUGAAUUUGGUUGAAAUUUGCUGAAAUAAGAUUUAAAAAUAGAUUUCUGGUC
Messenger RNA from Lycium ferocissimum, 1487 nucleotides. Its product is annotated as probable WRKY transcription factor 40. The transcript is spliced from 5 exons. NCBI's taxonomy places the organism in Eukaryota, Viridiplantae, Streptophyta, Magnoliopsida, Solanales, Solanaceae. Gene Ontology annotation, molecular function: DNA-binding transcription factor activity; sequence-specific DNA binding. Bases 109 to 1161 code for a protein of 350 amino acids. The record is from RefSeq and is a predicted model, not a curated record. Gene Ontology annotation, biological process: regulation of DNA-templated transcription.